Molecule: messenger RNA, 1383 nt
Organism: Lodderomyces parapsilosis
Lineage: Eukaryota; Fungi; Ascomycota; Pichiomycetes; Serinales; Debaryomycetaceae
Gene: KGD2
Product: alpha-ketoglutarate dehydrogenase
Exons: 1
Coding region: 1-1383 (460 amino acids)
Biological process (GO): tricarboxylic acid cycle
Cellular component (GO): oxoglutarate dehydrogenase complex
Molecular function (GO): dihydrolipoyllysine-residue succinyltransferase activity
Source: RefSeq, a predicted model, not a curated record
AUGUUAUCAAGAGGAGUUAAUUCAAGUUUAAAAAGAACCGUUCAGAGAGCACUCAAGUCAAAUGUUGCCACCACAACAACAACAACCAGUUUGAAAAUUUCAGCUGUUCAAGCAACUAGAUCGCUUCACAAUCAAUCAAUUACCCAAACCAACAACAACAAAAACUCCAUCAACAAGUUUGCUUCCUUAUCUUUAGGUUCAGUCAGAUAUGCAUCCUCUAAAGUUAAAGUCCCAGACAUGGCCGAAUCCAUUACUGAAGGUACAUUGGCUGCUUUCAAUAAAGAAGUUGGUGAUUUUGUAAAUGUUGACGAAACUAUUGCUACUAUUGAAACUGACAAGAUUGAUGUUGAGGUUAAUGCACCAGUUAGUGGUACCAUCACCAAGUUUUUAGUUGAUGUUGAAGCUACUGUUGAAGUUGGACAAGAAAUUGCUGAAAUUGAAGAAGGUGAUGCUCCUGAAGGUGGCGCUGCCAAAAAGGAAGAAGAGCCAAAGAAGGAAGAGGAACCAAAGAAAGAUGAAGAGUCCAAAGAGGAACCAAAGAAGGAAGAAUCAAAGCCUGAACCAAAAAAGGAGGAAUCAAAACCAGCCCCACCAAAAAAGGAGUCCUCACCAAAGAAACAAGAAAGCUCUUCUAGCUCUUCUUCCUCAUCUUCCGAUGCCCCAACUUUUACCAACUUUUCCAGAAAUGAAGAAAGAGUCAAGAUGAAUAGAAUGAGAUUAAGAAUUGCUGAACGUCUUAAGGAAUCACAAAACACUGCUGCUUCAUUAACCACAUUCAAUGAAGUUGACAUGUCCAAUUUAAUGGAAAUGAGAAAAUUGUACAAGGAUGAAUUUUUAGAAAAAACUGGUGUUAAAUUAGGUUUUAUGGGUGCCUUUUCAAAAGCUGCUUGUUUAGCUGCCAAAGAUAUUCCAGCUGUUAAUGCAGCCAUUGAAAAUAAUGACACUUUGGUGUUUAGAGACUAUACUGAUAUUUCAAUUGCCGUCGCAACACCAAAGGGUUUAGUUACUCCAAUUGUUCGUAAUGCCGAAUCAAGAUCAAUUUUGGGCAUUGAAAAGGAAAUUGCUGCCUUGGGUAAAAAAGCCAGAGAUGGUAAAUUGGCCUUGGAAGAUAUGGUUGGUGGUACAUUUACCAUUUCCAAUGGAGGUGUAUUUGGAUCACUUUAUGGUACCCCAAUCAUCAAUAUGCCUCAAACCGCAGUGUUGGGAUUGCAUGGUGUAAAGCAAAGACCAGUUACUGUCAAUGGUCAAAUCGUGUCUAGACCAAUGAUGUAUUUGGCUUUGACCUAUGAUCAUAGAGUUUUGGAUGGUAGAGAAGCAGUUACGUUUUUAAAGACAAUUAAAGAAUUGAUUGAAGAUCCAAGAAAGAUGUUGCUUUUAGAAUAA